GUCAACAUGACCGUGAUUGGAGGAGAUGAGCUGAGGGGCGUGGUCUUCGUAAGGGUAAACUUUACUGGCGGUCUGACUGCAACACUUUAGUUAGUGUUGGACUAACCGCGCGUGCUUCCCGCCCUCCGGGCUUCAAAGGAAAUAAAUGCCGACCAGGUAACUGAGGAUCACCAUGGAGACCGUCAGUGCGUGGAGCCCCCAGCAGGUGCUGGACUGGAUGACAGGUCUGGACGACAGCCUGCAGCAGUACCUCCCAUUCUUCCAGCUGCAGCAGAUCAAUGGGGAGAAGCUGCUCAGGAUGUCCCACCAGGAGCUCCUGUCUCUGGGUGUGGACCGGGUUGGACACCAGGAGCUGGUUCUGGAGGCUGUGGAUCUGCUUUGCUCUUUAAACUGCGGGGUGGAGUUGGACAACCUGAAGACUCUGUUGGGGAAGAUGAGGACAGCGCAUCAGAACCUGAUCUGUGCUGUGUCACAGCGCAGGAGGAACCCUGCCUACCAACACAAAAACUCCCAUCAGCCCUCCAGUCCGUUCCUCACUGCUGUGAUGGACUUGAUCGGAGCGUCCAAGAGCCUGCUGGCUUGGCUGGACAGGAGUCCUGUGACCAGCCCUAAGGACUUCACAUCCAUCAAGAGCAGAAUCAUCCAGCUGUGCCUGGAGCUCACUUCCACCGUCCAGAAGGACUGCACUGUUUAUCACAUGGAGGAGAAGAUUCUGGAAGUGUCGCAAGCUCUUAACAGCGUCUGUGAGAAGACGGUCCAGGUGACCUCUGACCCCCCUAAAGAAGAGGUGUCCCUUUUGGAAGAGGUGCACAUCACUGACAUCAAGCCUGGGGAGGGAGUGGGGAUUUACAUCAAAUCCACGUAUGACGGGCUUCAUGUAAUAACUGGAACUACGGAGAACUCUCCUGCAGAUAAAACUCGGAGAAUACAUGCAGGAGAUGAAGUCAUCCAGGUCAACGGACAGACUGUGGUGGGCUGGCAGCUGAAGCAUUUAGUUGAAAAGUUCCGGACAGACUCUUCAAGUCUAGUGCUGGUACUGAAGAAAAGGCCUCCUGGGACUUCCAGCAGGUUUGCUCCUGCUCCACUAAGAAACCUGCGGUGGAGACCUCUGCUUGUGCAGGCCUCAAAGGCAGCCUCAGGCUUCCACAGAUCUGCACUGCCUGAAUCCACAGACUCCCCAGGGAAGAGAGAGAAGACACCCAUGUUGGAUUUAGACAGAGAAGCAAAAGCAUCUGCUGCAGUGAAGGUCCGUCCCUCAGAUGUGAGCGCACACACCGAAGGGCCUCACCACUUCACCAUAGCUGAAGAUGCCAGGAUGUGUGCAGGCCCUGACCCCCAGCCGCCGGUCAUCCAGCUCAGGCAGCGCUCCUCUGCCCUCUGUAGGCCUCGACCCGUCUCCAUGCCGGUUGAGUCUGUCUUGGGAGCGUCGGACUUCCCGCUCAGGCCUGGAGCUCAUGGGAGGAAAGGAAGGGCGGUUCUGCACAGAUGCCUGAGUAACGAGCGGAUUGGCACUGUUGAGGAGGAGGAGCCAUGCUUCCCCCUGCCGUACCGGGGGCACCCCUCUGUGCGCGGCGUCGACCACAUCAGAGGCAGCAGGUGCUUCAUUGACGCUGACCUUCACAACAGCGCCACCAUGCCUUACCAGGAGGCUGUGGCCAAGAAAGCCCCCUCCUCCUCCUCAUCGCCCUCCUCCGCUCCUCCUCCUCAGGCUCCCAGCAAACAGAGCAGGUCUCUGCUGGGCGGAUGGCUGGCUCGCCUCCGGCUGCUCAGCCACUGACACCCCUGACCACAGAGGAGGGUCAGACUGUUGGAUUGUUCCUCUCUAAUGUGACUGAAAGUUGUUUGUAGUGUUUUUGCAGUUUGAUCUCAUGAUUUUAACCUCAGCUGCCUGUCGGAUCAAAAAGAGCUGGAUACCCCCAGAAUUCUCCAGGUUGAGUUUUCCUAAGUCAGAGCUGAGCUUUUCUGCCAGAAACCUGUUCUCCUCUCAGCCAGAACCAGCCUUCCUCCUGCUCCUCCUCUCCAGCUUUGUAGGUCAGGAACUCUGGACCAGCUUGUCUUUUUUUUAACGUUCUGACAUUUUUAUUUGUUACACGUCAUGGACGACUGACUUUAAGUGAUUUUAGGAAACUUGUCCACAUUCCUGUCGUUUUGGUGAAUUUUCUGGGCAAGUCUUUCAGGGUUUGUGUGAAAAUGAGCUCCUGCUAAUUGAGCUAACUAAAAUCAGUUUGAGUCCAGCCUCUGCAGAGGGUGCUCGUACCUCAUGGUUGGAGAUUUCUGGUUCCGUUUUUCCGUCUGAGUUACAGAUCACAUGCACCGUUUAGGAUGUUCCUCCUCAGGACUCCCCCAGGAACCUUUCCCCUUUGAGCAGCAGUUUUUCCUUCACUUCUGCAGUGUUUCUCAUAUCAGAGUUUAUUUUUAUGCUUUUCCAUUUUAAUAAAAGUUUUACAAAAGACUAGUAUUCCUACAAAA
Messenger RNA from Oryzias melastigma (Indian medaka), 2469 nucleotides. RefSeq names its product cnksr family member 3 (gene cnksr3). The coding region runs from base 173 to 1777 and encodes 534 amino acids. The transcript has 13 exons. Gene Ontology annotation, molecular function: protein binding. The record is from RefSeq and is a predicted model, not a curated record. Lineage: Eukaryota; Metazoa; Chordata; Actinopteri; Beloniformes; Adrianichthyidae. Gene Ontology annotation, cellular component: cytoplasm; membrane. Gene Ontology annotation, biological process: regulation of signal transduction.